Penicillium argentinense is the source of this 768-nucleotide messenger RNA. RefSeq names its product putative cell division control protein Cdc31 (gene cdc31). The record is from RefSeq and is a predicted model, not a curated record. Gene Ontology annotation, molecular function: calcium ion binding; microtubule binding. The transcript is spliced from 2 exons. Bases 1 to 768 code for a protein of 255 amino acids. Gene Ontology annotation, biological process: spindle pole body duplication. Lineage: Eukaryota; Fungi; Ascomycota; Eurotiomycetes; Eurotiales; Aspergillaceae. Gene Ontology annotation, cellular component: mitotic spindle pole body; half bridge of spindle pole body.
AUGGCCUCCGGCGGCCAACCCUUCGCGUCGCGCUCGUACGCCGGGAACAAGCUACCGGACCGAGCUGCCAACGCGAACGCCAUGCCGUUCAGUGCCUCUUCUUUCUCGAGACACCGUCCCUUGGGCGCUACUGCCCCCGUUGAUUACGCUGGUGGUGAAGUACCUAAGAACCAGCAGCAGUCUGCUGGCCCCGCAGCCGUGUCGCAGUCUCAUGGUCCCGCUGCGCAGGAUACCAACCCGCUGAACCGGUUGACGGAGGAGCAGAGGGAGGAAAUCAAUGAAGCGUUCACUCUCUUCGAUCUCGACCGCGAUCGCCACCUAGACUACCACGAGCUCCGCGUCGCCUUUCGCGCCCUCGGUUUCAGCCUAACCAAACAAGAACUCAUCUCGCUCCUCACAACCUACGGCGUCCCCCGUCCCCAGGUCCAACAACAACAAGGCACCGCCAACCCCCAAGCACCGAAAGGCAAUUCCGGCGGGAACCCGCAACACCCCUCCAACCUCCUGAUGCCGCUCUCCUCCUUCCAAGCCGUUACCGCUCUCAAGAUUCUGGAGCGCGACCCCCGCGAGGAGAUCAUCCGCGCCUUCGAGCUGUUCGACGAGGGCCAGAAGGGCUUUAUUGACCUGGAGGACUUGCGGCGCGUUGCUAGAGAGCUCGGCGAGACUGGUCUUGAAGAGGAGGAGCUUCGCGCUAUGAUUGAGGAGUUUGAUCUUGAGGGUGUGGGUGGUGUUACCCGGGAGGCCUUUAUUGGCAUCUGCUGGCAAUAG